AUGAGAAGGGUUUUGGUGGCGGCCCUUAUCGCACUCGCCACAGCAAAUCAACGAUAUGCGACUCCCUCUCGAUAUCCGACACCUCAACAAAAAUCUCCUCAAACAUAUUCUCGAUUGGAAUGUCGAGUAGACGAUCCUCUCUCUUGCAGUCAAGUGAAAGGAGAAGUUUGUGUCUUCUCAAAUGGUCAAUAUCGAUGUGAAUGUCCACCUGGCAUUUCAAGACUUGGAGAUGGCCGUUGCAAGAUGGUGAACGAAUGCUCUCAGCCGAAGCUCAAUCAAUGCCACAAAGAUGCUCGUUGUAUAGACAAGUCAGAUGGAUACACUUGUCAAUGCAAUGCCGGAUUCGCAGAUGUAUCACCGGAUCGAGUCAACAAACCUGGAAGACAAUGUCAACGAACACAAAAUGAAUGUGGACAAAAAUUGACAUACGGAGUCGAUUGUGAUUCUUCAGCGAGUUGCGUUGAUACGCCAGAAGGCUUUCAAUGCGUAUGUCAACCUGGAUAUACAGAUAUUUCAUCCACUUACUCGAAGAAUCCCGGUCGAAAGUGUGUUGAAGUGAUUGAUGAGUGCCGAAUGGGUACUGCCGAUUGUUCUCCCAAUGCUGAUUGUAUAGAUAAACCACAAGGUUUUGAUUGUCAGUGUCGAUCUGGUUUUGUGGAUGCCUCUCCUGAUAUCGAGUUUAAUCCCGGCAGAGUUUGCAAUAAACCAAAAGAGCCCGAGUAUUACGGAUAUUCAUCAGCACCUACAAGCGAGUGCUACGAUAGCUCAACAUGUGGACCCAACGAGGAAUGUCAAUUGGAUCGAACUGGGCGACGCGUUUGUAAGUGCCAAGCAGGAGCCGUGAAAGAUGAAAAUGGUCGUUGUCGAGUUUAUUCACAAUGUGAGCGAUCAAAGGAAUGCGAUGUGAAUGCGCAAUGCUCGAACGCUUAUUCGGGAGUGGAAUGUAAAUGUCCAUCUGGAUAUCUUGACGUGUCUCCCGACCCCGUCCGUCGGCCCGGAAGAAAAUGCCAGCAAUUGGUGAAUGAAUGCUCGGAAGGAACUCAUGAUUGUGAUCCACAAGCCGAGUGCAUUGACACGCAAACGUCGUACAUUUGCCGAUGCCCAUCGACUCUCACCGAUGUUUCUUCAAGAUACGGUAAACAGCCUGGACGCAAAUGCGCAAAGAGUGGAAACUAUUGCAAAGAUCGUUCACAAAACUCUUGUGAUGAGAAUGCGGAUUGCGUCGAACUGCCAGAUGGAUACACAUGCAAAUGUUUCGAUGGCUACGUGGAUGUCUCCUCAAAUGCCAAUCUUCCUCCAGGCCGAGUUUGCACUCUUCACACUCAAUGUCCGACCCAACCAACUGAUCUCGUUUUCCUCAUUGAUGGCUCCGGCUCUAUUGGAUCGUACAUUUUCCAGACUGAUGUGCUCAGAUUCAUUUCCGAAUUUGCUGAACUUUUCGAUAUUGGACCUAAACAGACUAGAGUGGCCGUUGUACAGUACUCGGAUCAGAUUCGCCAUGAAUUUGGUCUUGGCGAUUAUACGAAUGCUCGAUCAGUGCACGAAGCAAUUCAAGGAAUUGACUAUCUGACGGGCCUAACCCGAACAGGAGCAGCUAUUGAACAUGUGGCAACAGAGGCAUUCAAUGAAAGAAGAGGAGCUCGACCACUCUCUUCAACCGUGGCACGAGUUGUCAUUGUGAUCACUGAUGGACGAUCACAAGACAAUGUCACAAUUCCGUCGAGCAACGCUCGUCGAAUGGGAAUUCAACUUUUUGCCAUUGGAGUUACCAAUCACGUUCUUGACUCCGAAUUGGAAACAAUUGCCGGAUCAACAGAUGGCUUUUUCCAUGUCAAUGGUUUUGAGGAUUUAAAUACCCGUCUUCGUUCUCUUAUUCAAAAGGUUACCUGCCCAAAGGAUGAGCCUGAACAGCCAACUUAUGGUCCUUGUGAUCCAACGACACACACGGGUUGUGAUCGCUCAAAGAACCAAGUCUGCCUUGUCGAAAAUGGGCGUUUCAUUUGUGGUUGUCCAAAAGGUUUCGAGCUGCAUCCAGUCACUAAAGUUUGUGGAGGAGACCCAUGCAACCCGGAAAUUUCCACUUCUUGCCCAGAUCCCGAGGUUUGCGAGAAAACUCCAUUUGGGAAUUGGAGAUGUUCAUGUGCUGAAGGAUGGAGAGAUCCACACACUGGAGCGUGUAAAUUGUUGCCGAAAAUCGAAGGAAACAACGAUCAAUGCGAUCCAAAGACUGGCUGUCCAAAUGGAGUUUGCAAAAGAGCACCCGGAGGGGAUUACAUUUGUGAAUGCUUGCCGCCAUUUGUCAAGGAUCCAAAAUCAGACACUUGCCAAAAACAAGGGGGGUGUGAUCCAAAUUUCCCAUGCGACACUCGAAAAAGAGAGCAAUGUCUCCCCGAUGGAAAAGGAGGUUUCAGUUGUCAAUGUCCGACCGGAUAUGAAAGAGAUGAAAUCACUGGAAUUUGCAAGGUAAACGAAUGCUUGGGAGAGAACGAGUGCGAUCAAAAUGCAAUUUGUAAAGAUACGCCGGAAUCAUACAUCUGUACUUGCCGUGAUGGAUAUGAAGAUGUGUCAACAGACAAAGUACACAAGCCGGGACGCAAAUGUCGACAAUACGUCGAUGAAUGUGCUUUGGGAACUCACAAUUGCUCUGUGAAUGCUCUUUGUAUUGACCAUCCAAUUGGUUUCUUUUGUCGUUGCAAGGAUGGUUUUCAAGAUGUAUCUCCUGAUCCAAAUUUCAAGGGCACUGUCUGCCAACCCUACAUCAAUGAGUGUGAAAGUCCAUCACUCAACGAUUGCCAUAAAAAUGCCACUUGUCGAGAUACUUACGCCUCGUACACAUGCUCGUGCAAUGCCGGAUUUGUAGACACGGACGAACUUCGAAAUCCAGGAAGGCACUGCAAGAAAAUCAACGAUAUUUGUGAGACGGGCAAACAUGAUUGCUCAUCGCAUGCGACAUGUGUUGAAAGAGGAGCUCAUGAUUAUGAAUGUGUAUGCGAUGUUGGUUAUAUUGAUAUGAGUCCCGAUCCGGCACGUCUCGGCCGUGUUUGUAUUGAACAAGUGUGCCUUGAUCCCACAAAGAACACUUGCCACCCAGCCGCAACUUGCAAAGAGGUGGCAACUUCCGAGAAAUAUGUGUGCAAAUGCAGAGACGGAUGGCUUGAUAUGAACAAAUUCAACCCUGGUCGUGAAUGCAAAAAAUUGGACAAUGAAUGUGAGAGACGAGAUAAGAAUGACUGUGAUCCAAUUGCAACGUGCAAAGAUUUACCGGAUGGUUAUGAGUGUGUGUGCCCAGUGAACUCAAAAGAUAUAUCACCCGAUCCGACAAGACCCGGUCGGCACUGCAAAGCGCUCAUGGAUGAGUGUGGUCAUCCACAAUUGAACAACUGCUCUCGUUUUGCGAAUUGUCGAGAUUUGGAAGAAGGAUAUGAAUGCGUGUGCAAAUCUGGAUACAAAGAUGUCGAUCCGGCUCACCCUGGCACAAAUUGCACAUAUCCAAUCAACGAAUGUGACUUUGCCAAUAUGCACGAUUGUGGAAAGCACGCAACAUGUCAAGAUCUUGAAGUCGGAUACGAAUGUAUUUGCGAUCCACCCUACUUGGAUGUGAAUCCAGCAAAUCCCGGUCGUAUCUGUCGUUACAAUGAGUGCAGAGAUCCAAAGAUGAAUUAUUGUCAUAAAGAGAACGCCGACUGUGUAGACACAGAUGACGGCUUUUACUGUCAAUGCAAACCUGGAUUCUAUGAUGACAGCCCUGAUCCAUUACAGCCAGGAACCGUUUGCGUUGCCUUCAGCCUCGAAGAGACGACUUCCGUUGAGCCGGCGGUACAUAAAGGAACUAGAUGUGGCAGUACCUGGUGCAAUCCCGAUCUUGGAGAGGUGUGUCUUGGAGGCACGGAAUGUGUUUGUAAAAAGGGAGAAUCGAGAGAAUCACCAAAGGAAAAAUGUCAAGCCAUUGUUGAGAUUCCAAUUGUGAUUCACGUGGUCUCGAAGAAUGGGGAUACUCUUGUUUUCACUCCAGACCUUGCCAGUCCCACUUCAACCGAUUACAUUGAAAUCAGCGCCGAUUUCAAUAAAGGAGUUGGUUCAACGGUCAAGAAAACGGUUUACGGUGAAAAGUUUGUCGGCAGUGACGUCAAAUACAUCGCUCCUCCAAAGAUUGAAAAUCCUGAUUGGAGUGGUUUCAUUGUAAACGGAUCUUUGAAGCUCACACCUGGUGUUGAUAAAUGCAAGGUCUAUGAAGCAUUCACAGCUCAACUCGAAAGUCAAGGUCUACAACUUUCGCGUCUUGGAGUUGACAAUCUUGAUGAUCUUAAUCCCUGUAAACCACCUCAUCCAAGUGUCACAGGAGAACCGUGUGGAAAUGGAUUCUGUAAUGCUGAUUUGGGAGAAUUCUGUCUUGAGGGUACAUGCACUUGUCCCAAAGGAAUGAAACGAGCUGGCCCUAAAGACAAAUGCCAACUUGUCGAAUCAUGGAAUUUACCUCUAUAUGUCAUUCGCGAUCAUUCUUCCCCAAUCGCUUGGACAACCGAAUUGGCAAACCCAUCAAAUGACUAUCGCAAAGAGAUCGUUGAUCGCUUCAUUACGGGAAUUGCUGAAGUGUAUCACAAGAUUCCCGUUGGUAAAAGCUUUGUUACUGUCGAGGUCAACGAUAUUGAAGAACCCGCGUCAAGAAAUUCAUCUUGGGAAUCUGGUGGUCUUUUCAACUUCACUGUGCAUUUCGCUCGCAACACAGUCGAAACACCACAACGAGUUUACACUGAUUUGGUCGAAUAUAUCAAAUUCCGAAACGAUAUGGAGAUUGGCUCAAAGAAGUUGUACAUUUCACCUGAUCAGCUCGAUUGGGAAUGCUUCCAUUCGAAUUGUGGACCACAUUCAAUUUGCAGAGGAAAUGGACGUGGUGGAUACACGUGCAUCUGCUUGGCUGGAUUUGACGAUUUGAUGCCAAAUUUCCCGGGACACGAUUGCGUUGAUCAAAAUGGAUCCGAUUGGUGCACGAACAAAACCUUGAACACAUGCUCGGAACACGCUCGAUGUGUCCUCACCCAUCCACGAUACAAAUGCAUUUGCGAUGUUGGAUACAUUGAUGCAACACCAGCAGAUCUAGUUCCUGGCACAAUUUGUAAACCCAAUUAUUGUGCUGAUGUGAACUUCUGUCCCGCCAACUCCACUUGUCACAAUUAUGAAGAAAGCGCUCAAUGCGUAUGCAAAGCCGGAUUUGUGGAUGUGCGCAAAGCUGGAAAGGAGAAAUUGGAAGAGGCGGCACUUGAGCACAACUAUUGUCUCCCAUUGGGUAAUGUAAACGAGUGUAUCCUUGGACUACAUGACUGUCAUCUUGAUGCCACUUGUAUUGAUCUGAAGGAUGGCUUCACAUGCAAAUGCAAUGAAGGGUACGAGGAUUUGAAUGUUGAUAAUCCGGGACGAGCAUGUGCUCGUGUAUCUCGAAUUGGAACUGAAUGCCAUGGACAUGGAGAUUUCGUGACCACGAAGUUGGCCAAUGGGACAACUUCGGGUCUAUGCGUUUGCUAUGAUGGAUAUACGGGAGAGCAUUGUGAAACCGAGCCAUCUAAAGCUGGAAUCAUCCUUGCUUUGAUCCUUGCUCUCCUUUUCUUACUUCUCACUCUUCUUUGCUGUAUUUGGGCAUGUGCUCGUUGCAGAUGCUUCGGUGGACGAGGGGCAUCAGUUGGCACAAGCGGUCAAGAACUCGUUUCUGAAUAUUAUACCAUUCCACGAGCCAAACUAAAACCAGCAUACGCAGAGGACUUUGGAGACAAUGCAGGAGCACUUCAAGCCUAUUUGGAUGACGGCGCAUCAAUUAGUAGUGGUGGAUCACUUGAGGAAAUUGAACGCCGUGUGACAACAGAUGUGACAACAAGAGAAAUCAGAACGACCACCGUCACUGAUUCAGAGGGAAAUGUUCACACCACGCAAGCCGAGAUCUUCCACAAUGGACCAAUUGACUCAGUCGAGACGGAAGCCGAGCAAUUUGCGAUGACAUCCGCUGAUCAUUUCACUCAUGCUGCCGCUGGAGGAGCCUCCCGAUCUGGAAUGCACUCCAGUGCAUCGAGGUACGAAGAAGACAAUCUUUCUUAUGAUUCUGAUGCCGGAAACGCGACAGUGGAUAGAGUGAAUCGAGCAAGUCAACAACAUCAGUUCGAUUCGGGAAUGGAAAGACACCGAAAUGAAUACUCAACAACGAUGAAUUCCAGAGAGGAGGACUAUGCGACAGUGGGUGAAAUGAGGGGAAGAGGUACAGGAGAUGGAACAAUGGACAGAAACACAAAAUUCUCCACGCAACACGAUUUCCAACCGGGAUCCGAUCCACGAACGGGAGUCGAGCGCCGUCGUAACGACAUGGUCACCACAACCACUUCCAAUGAAGUCAACUACUUC
Molecule: messenger RNA, 6384 nt
Organism: Mesorhabditis belari
Lineage: Eukaryota; Metazoa; Nematoda; Chromadorea; Rhabditida; Rhabditidae
Source: the annotation of a GenBank genome assembly